AUGGCUCCUGGCACCGGCGGGACCGCCACUGGCGGCCGGGACCACUAUGCCGUGCUGGAGAUUGCGAUGACGGCCGACACCACCUCGAUCGCCGCCAGCUACCGCCGCCUUGCACGGCUCAAGCACCCGGACAAGAACCGCGCCAAUCCCAACGCGACGGCCGACUUUCAGGCUCUCCAAGAGGCAUACAGCGUGCUCAAAGACGAGGCGCGGCGUGCCGAGUACGACCGCCAGCUCAUGUACAAGCGAGGCGCGGCCGGCAUGGGCUCGGGUCGGGGACCCGGCAAGGCGGCCGGCAUGCCGCAGUCGUCUGGGCGCGCGUACGCCACGGCCGCGGCGACGGCAGCGGCCGCGACGGCAGCCGAGAUGCUGCGGAGAAAACACCAGCAGCAGCGGCAGCAGCAGCAGCAGCAGCAGCAGCAGCAGCGUCGGCACGACCACAAUGAGGGGGGCGAAGGCCUGCAUUCAUACCACAAGAACGACUCUGGGGCGCCUCCAAUGAUGAACCCGAGGGGACCGCCGCCGCCGCGCAAAAGCGCGAUGCCCUGGGCGGCUGCCGUGGAUGGUGGCGAUACAGACAGCACGCGAGGGUUCUUUAGCAACCAGGACGCGGGGACGGGGCCGGGGCACGGCGGCCGCAUGGGGGACGGCGGCACGAGCGCCUACGCGAACUCACACUACAGCGGCCGGUCGUACCCGCCGUCGCCGCCCAACAAGCCGCGGUGGCCCAAGGAACCGCCGGCCAAGGACCAUGCACUCGAGAAGCAAAUCCAGCAGGCUCGCAAAGACAUUCGGGCGGAAGACAGAACCAUUCGGAAGCAGGGACGCGCCACAAAAAAGGUUGCAGACGUCAUUGCCGCGCUCUGGCAGGCUGUGCACGCCAUUGAAGACCAGAUGGGCCUCGUCGUCCGUAAGAAGGCACAACUUGAGGCCCAGUUGGCGGUCGCGCAGCAGUGGCACAACGCCUAUGUGGCAGGCGCGGCCGUGGCGAUACCGACGCCGCCAGUGCUUUUGCCUGUCACGGACGACCCGGCUAAGAUUGUGGAGCGGCUCGAGAAGAACCAGCGCGCCCUCGCGGGUCUGCAGCACAAACUGGCCCAGACCAACAGAGAGAUUGACGGCGCCAUGGGCCAAUCGCGGUCGAUGGCCGCCGCAACCCAAGAAGCGCACGAGCGCAAGGCGCAAAAGGAAGUAGCACUGGGCGAGUUGUGCCGUCGCUGGCGCCUCCAUGAGUUCGGUACCAGCGGCGAUGACGACGCCAAUGCGGCAGACGGGUGGCACGGCUGGUGCGGCUGGGAGGAGGGCGAUGUGGAGCCCGACAGUGAUGAGGACGACGACGAGGAUGACGCUGAGGACGAUGGGAGCAAGUACGACGUAGCUGGCAGCGGGGUCAAUGAAGAUUUAGAAGUGCACGGCUGGUCGACCGGGGCGGCCGGGACGACCGGUGCGACGACUGGCGACUACUGGUGGUACAGCUCCGACGACACGAAAGGCAGCGGCAGUGGCAGCGGCGAUACCGUCCAAGCAGGCGAGGAAGGAGUCUCGUUCACGUACAAUCCAUCUGCGUCGGAAUGGGGCCCCAGUGCGGACACCGGUAUUUCCGCGACCAAGAACGGCACAAACUACAGCGUGGGCAGUGAGGAGCGAAGUGAAGGUAACAAAGCAGCCGGCAGCCCGGCCAAAAGUGACCGCGAGGGCAGCAUCUUUGAAAGCCAAGCAGAGACAGAAAAGACAACGAAGGCAAAUACAACAGAUGUGAAGGAUGAAUCAGAAGAAGAAGAAGCACAGGCAACAGCAACAGAAGGCCUCGAGGACAGCUACACUACGGCGUCGUUUGAUUAUUAUCCGUCCGCGGAACAGCCACCCUGGUCUCACGGCCCGGCCAUUCCCAACUGUGGCCAGUACGACUACUUUGAGGAAUAUGGGCAUUACAGUACCGGAUUUGAUCAGCAGGCCGAUCCUGUCGACUACGCGUCGUACGUGCAAGCAGGGCAUGGUGGCGAUGUUAUCAACGAUGCCGACGACAGCAUUCUGUUCGAAGAACACGCCGGUGGUGUGCCCCUGGAUAGCGACUACCAAGGUAAGGGCAAGUUGGGGCAGACAUCGGGGCAGAAGGGACGGGGACAUGAUACGCAGGACAACGUCGGGCAAGGCUCGGCAGGCAAGACAGAAGAGGCAGAUAGGAGAACGGAUUCAGGGUCGACGUCUUUUACAGCCACAGGCCGCAGAGCUGAUCAGCCCCAGGCUACUAUUACUACUACUAGCACAACGAGCGCCGAACCCACCAACGCCAGUAACAACGACAUCGACGAGGAGGAGGAGGAGGCGGAAGAGAGUAGCAUGGCUGGCUGGCACGACGACGACAAUUCGGGCGAAGACGACUUGCUCGUCCCCGAGGCCGAUGCAGACGAGGAGGAUGAGGACGAGGACGGGUUCAAUGUCGACCUGCUGGGCCCGCUGGAGACGGCCCGACGGGGCAUGGGCCAGCACAUGCCCAUCUACAACAACAGCAGCAGCAGCAGCAGCAGCAACAACAUGUUGGCCAUGUCACCGGCAGCGUCGCCGUCUCCACCACGGCGUGCACCACGGAUGGCGCGGGUCCGUCGGGCUCCGGGGCAGUCCGCUGUUGCAGCGGCCAUUUCCAGCCUGACCGGCGAUGCAGAUGCCAACUCCCAGAGCUGGCGGGCUGGCAGCGAGGCGGUGGCAGAGCAAAACACAAUGGUUGACCACGAUGCGCGGGAGCAGGCGUGGCGGCAGGCCAUGUGGCAAGGCUGGUGA
Messenger RNA from Sporothrix brasiliensis 5110, 2778 nucleotides. RefSeq lists its product as uncharacterized. Gene Ontology annotation, biological process: cellular response to misfolded protein. Bases 1 to 2778 code for a protein of 925 amino acids. NCBI's taxonomy places the organism in Eukaryota, Fungi, Ascomycota, Sordariomycetes, Ophiostomatales, Ophiostomataceae. The transcript has a single exon. Gene Ontology annotation, cellular component: endoplasmic reticulum membrane. Gene Ontology annotation, molecular function: Hsp70 protein binding. The record is from RefSeq and is a predicted model, not a curated record.